AAAUAACCAGGGAAGUCUGGGUUAUUUGUUAUAAGUAAUAUUUCUUGGUUAGUCAGAUACCCUUAACACUAUUACUCCGUGCUUUAUGAACAGAAAUUCUUCUGUAUGGGAAAAAAACUAGAAAGCAGGAUGCUGUGAAACAUCAUCCUCGUCCAUCUUUGUCCCCUUUAUGCUUGCACAACAAAAGCUUAAGAGUACAUUAAGAAUGAAUGGCAGUAAUGUACUGAUGGGAAUACUUUCAUUGAAAGUGGACAAUGCAGGCUGGAUGAAGCCCAACACUUAAGGGUAUGAACCCUGUUGAUUAAUCCUUAUGUUCUCUUUCUCAUAUUUAACAUUGUAUGCACUUUAAAGUCUAGGAAGGUAGUUUGAAAAUGGUGGUAGCUCUUAUGCAAUAAAGAUUUAUCAAAAGGUGUGCAUUUGCUGAGCGGGAAGUGACAGGCACCGGGAAGUACUGAGUUGUCAAAUAACUCUCUGGCACUUGAGGGCUGCUAAGAAACUGCAUCAGGGAGAAAGGCUUUCUGUGAAGUUUUGGGGAACAUGGGAACAAAGCUAGGUGAAAAGCCAGCAUUAUCCUUUUUGCUUUGCUGGGGAAAUUCUUCCAGAGCCUGCAAGCUGUGCUUUAUUUUUUUUUUUUUCCCUUCUUCUUGGCUGUGCCAUCUUCAAUGUUUGUUUAUUUUUCCAAGGAGACAAUAUUUUAGGAUAGGGAGUGUCCUUUUGCCUUUGAUUUCUGUGUGAUGUUGGUUUACUGUUCAGAUAUGCAACUUGUUAAAAAGUUUCUAGCAACUUAUGUUCAUCUGUAGAAAUGUUGUUGGCUACCAGUAUCCUUUGCCUUUUACCGUUGCCAUUUCCAAUGCUGACAAUUUGUUGUCUUUCAAAGAUAUUUUUUUUUUUAAGAAAAUGAGAUGUUUUAACCUGCCAACGUCUGAUAACUGAUGGCUGUAUUUUUCUAUGUUCUAUGUAGUUAUUUCUAUACUAGUUACAGUAUUCAUUACCCUUUUGGAUUCUGAGCUACUAUUCAUAGAAAAGACAAGAAUCUGCAUGAGAAAACCUGUGGACUUGAUUAAUAUCCUUAAUUACACUGCACUGAACCAAAGGGUAAUAUUUCUUACUGGCUCCCGUUAAUAAUCAGUUAUGUCUCAAAGCAGUUGGAUCAAUAACCUAUACAUUUUUUUUUCUUGGGCACUGUGCAUAUUGUAUUAGUAUGAAAGUAUUAGGAUGAAGAAGGCUUCCAAUGUUAACUAAAUUCCUUCAGAAAUCUGCUAGUGAUUUACUGAAAGUUUGUCAAAUUGGAGAGGUUCAAACAGCUCAGCAGUUGGCAUUUUUUCACAGAAUGUUUGUUAGAGGACAUCAGCCAGCUCUGCUGAGUGCAGAGGACAUUAAGCAGGGAAAUAUUUUAUAUGGGCAUGUCUUCAGCUCUUUUGCCUGUUUGCCUGGUAAAGCACAAGCUAAUUCCCACUUUGUGUUCGAGCAGCUCUUGCAGCACAAGCAAGGGAGCACACUUAUAUAUUACUUUAGGUACAGCACUGUGUCAACAGCGCACUGGGCUGGGGCAGUGGGAUCUUAGCCUGUGUGUUGUACCCACGUAAUAGACAUGAUUUAAACUGGCUGUCCUUUGGCUUCAACUGUAAAUUCCAGGUUAAAUGUGUUGCGUACAGCAGUCUUCCGUGUACGCUUUGUGGUGGCCUGUGCUCCUGCUGGCUCACUGCACUGGGGUUCCUCUCAUUGUUGUUCAUCCUCUGAGUUCUGUCCUUAGAGCCUCUACAACCAUUGCCAAAUGAAUUAUCAAUAUGAUGUGUCUUUAAUUUAUUUGAUAGCCUCAUGGAGCCAAGGCGAUAGAGGAUGAAGCUUCUAAAGGCUACCGUUCAUCUGCAUGACUUUCAGUGCUCUGCUGAGUGCCUGUGUCUAUGUGGGUUUGAAACUGUCCCAAUGUAGAAUUAUUUCACUUCAUCCUCAGUCCGUAGCUGUAACUGUGACCUAACUGCAGCCAUAAUACUGACAACUGAUAGGCUGAGCUUUGCUCCCUGCAGUAUUAAAUCAUAAAGGCAAAACAUUGUAUUGCUGUUAGUUCUGUAGAGAGUGGAGGAAAAAGAAAUCCCUGAAGUGAAAGUGAUAGGAUGUGGAUAGCAGAUUUUAAUUGCUGCUUUCUCAGACAGUUAAGUCUGGUUAAAACAGAUUUUUCUGCUGAUUCGCAUGAAAGAAGACAACAUUUUAAAUAUUUAUGCGUAUGUGAAGACUUUCUAAAGUGCCCAGAUGGACCUCUCUAACUGUGUUUCUCUAAUAAUAUUUGUUAUGUUUUUUUCUGAUUGGCAGCCACUGGGCUCCAGUCAGGGACACCAUCCCUCCUCACCAUUGCCACUAGCCAGGCAGUGGGGCUGUCUGAUAUUCUUCCUGACGGCACCUGAAUAUUUCAGAGUAGAACUGCAGAGCCUCGCAGAGCCUUUUGACCCUGAAGGUGUUUUAGGUAGAGUCAACUCCGCUUUCAUGGCAGCUUCACAGAGAGCGAAAAGGCUCCUACUGAUGGAUGAUUUUGAUUUUAGCCUUCGGAGGAGUCCAAUAGACAGUGACAAGCUGGCGCUGUGUGCUCCCACCGCCGUAGGAAACCAGGUCGCUGCAUGCUGAACAGAGGUGACUGACACUGCUGGAAAGAAUAUCCUGUUGCACUGUAAACAAUCACUGAACCUUCUGAAGAGAUUUCUCAUCUGGGCUGUUUUGCUGGUCACAACAGGGAGAGUGAGGACCAGUGCUCUGCGCCAUGGUUUCCAUUGGUUCCUUUUGACUUGUAAACUUGUUCAUGGAAGUGGACACAAAUCACCCAUUUCCCAUUCUUUGGUAGCUUCUAUUAAUCCUAGAUUUAGACACUAGUUAAUCAUGCAACAGCAGUUUCCAUAAGAUGUACUUUCCAGGACAAUGACGUGGUUCUAGCUCAAACAUUCAUGACUCAGGAGUAUUGAAGAUCUUUGUGCCUGUCCUAAUUUAUGACAGCAAGAGAAGGCUUAUCUCCACUGUUUUUCCAAAGCACAUGAAUACGUGGCCUUUCCCUUGGUUUAUGGAGACAUCCCAAAUAUGCGUCUCAGUUCCCACUAUUAUCAGGCAUUUGUGAAAGACCCACAAACACUUGUGAAUAGCCCGAGGGGCGCCGGCACCGCUGAGAGCACAAGGGCGCGUUCUCCCGGCCGGUGGCAGCGGGGCGGGACCCGGGAGGACAGACGGAAGGAGCCGGCGGAGCGGCAUCCCCAAGAAGCAUCCCGGCGCUGUCCGUCCCGUCCCUGCUCGGUGUGGUGCGUCCCAUCGCGGCCCGCUGCCGCCGCCCUGGGCCAUGGGCCGGCCUGACUGAGAGCCCCCGGGACCCGCAGCGCGCCCGGUGCUGCCCGAAGCGCCGGCGGCCGAGGCGGGGCCGCAGGAGUCCCGGCACGGGGGAAGAUGCCCUCGGCGGGGCGGACGGCGGGAUUUCUCCUCCUCUGCGGGGUGGCCUUUGGCCUCUACUUCCCCAGGAAGGAGUACUCGGAGAACGUCUACGUUGAUCAGCCAGCAGGCACGCCGCUCCUGCGCAUUCAUGCCUUGAGGGAUUCACAUGGGGAAGUGGCCCACUUCCAUCUGUGCCAGAAUCUCAUCAUUUCUCGAGCAAGAUCCCACGAAAAUAAUUGGUUUCAAAUCAGAGAGAAAACAGGACUUCUCUACCUCAGCAAAAGUCUGGACAGAGAAGACUUUAACAUGCUGUCUGUAGGAAACUGGAUGCCGUUAUCAAAGGUGAUGCUGUAUGUCUUCCUUUCAUCCCACCCUUUCCAAGAGAAGGAAUGUGACUCUGCUACGCGUGCCACAGUUUUCCUCUCCUUAAUCAAUGCUACUGCCCCAGCUUGCAGUUCCCUGACAGCAAGGCAGCUUUGCUUCACAGAAAUGGAUCUCUCCUUUCACAUCAAAGAGAAUAAACCACCUGGCACAUUUCAUCAGCUCCAGUUGCCCUCAGUUCAUCAUCUGUGUCAGAAUCUCAGCAUUUCCUAUAAACUGCUGGCAGCUGAAGGUAUGCCCUUUCGCUACAACGAGAACACCACUGGCGUGAGUGUGACGCAGCGCUUGGAUCGAGAAGAGAGAGAGAGAUACGAGCUGAUUGCCAAAUGUACAGUGAGAGAGGGCUUCAGGGAAAUGCAGGUGGAGGUGCCCUUCCUGGUGAAUGUGUUAGAUGAAGAUGACUCCCCUCCCUUCCUUCCCAAUGGCACUGAUACUGCAGAUGCUGUCGUGGAGUUCAACAGAAAAGAGGGAACUGUCCUUGCAACGCUAACUGUAUAUGAUGCAGACACGACACCUAUUUAUCCCCUUGAAAGCAGCAGAAAGAAAUACACAGGAACCAUCAUUACCGAUGAUCCCUGGAUAAGUGAAACAUUUCGGGUAGAGCACAUCUUUGAUGAAAUCCACUUCAGCCCAAAUGGCAGCCAAGUGAGGGGAACUCAACAUGAAUACAAACUGGUACUGAAUAAAAGUAUUUCAGUCACUGAGCAUCGUUCCUUCCAGUUGGAUGUUUUGGUGAAUGACACAGAAUUUCAUGGCCCAGAAAGAUCGGUGAUGCUGCAUUUCAAUGUCUCCAUCCUGCCUGUCAGCAUUCAGUUUCCAAACAUGACUUACCAGUUCACAGUGAACAGAAACGCUGAACGUUUUGCACAAAUAGGAAAAAUCUGCAUCGAAAACUGUAUGAAAUUCCGUGGUGUGAACAUCUCCUACAAGUUACAGUCCCACAACACAAGCUGCUAUGCUGUCGGCAUACUUCAAGGCCGAGAAGAUAAAUAUGGAAGCCUUUACGUGAAUGACUCCUCUGUGCUACGCAGACCCGAAUGCAAGGAAAUACAAUACACAAUUCAAGCUACAGACAAGCAGAGCAGGAAACACACCAAAACCCUCCUCACUAUUGUAUUGGAAGGAACUCUUUUAAAGAAAGAGGAGGACUGCCCUGACUCGUGCGCUGUGAGUAAGCACCACGCUGAAUGCGAGGAGUGUGGUGGCCUGGGAGUGCUGACAGGACGAUGCCAGUGGAGACAGGGCAGUGGAAAAGGGAUCACCACAAACUACUCGACGUGUACCCCGAGUAUCAAGACUUGUCCAGAUGGCACUUGUGACGUGAUUGAGAGCAAAGACCCAGCCGUGUGCCCCCAAGACUGCACAAGUGCAAACAUUAUUGGUGGUCAUGGGAAAGGCACUGGAAAUCUUGGAAUUAGGUCAGGACAUGGGAUUUGUUACUGCUUCCCAAGACAGAACUGUUAUUGUGAGAAAGAUGAUAUCCAGGAGCAACUGUGUGAUGAUGUGUGCAAGACUGUGAUAGCAGGGGCAGUGCUGCUGUCCUUCAUCAUCUCUGUGCUGCUUUCUUCCUAUUUCAUCCAUCGGUACCACAAGAAUUCUCCGAAGCCACCUAUUGCCUCUGCAGAAAUGACGUUCCGACGCCCAGCCCAGUCCUACCCCAUCAGUUAUUCUUCCACUAAUGUCCGCCGGUCUUCUUUAGAUUCCAUGGAGAACCAGGUGUCUGUAGACACCUUUAAAAUACCAGAAGAUCCAAAGUGGGAAUUCCCUCGGAAGAACCUGGUUUUGGGCAAGACUCUUGGAGAAGGAGAAUUUGGAAAGGUUGUCAAGGCAACAGCAUUCCGACUCAAGGGAAGAGCUGGCUAUACCACUGUGGCAGUAAAAAUGCUAAAAGAAAAUGCUUCCCAGAGCGAGCUGCGAGAUCUGCUUUCGGAGUUCAACCUUCUGAAACAGGUGAACCAUCCUCACGUCAUCAAACUUUAUGGAGCCUGCAGUCAAGAUGGCCCACUGUAUUUAAUUGUGGAAUAUGCUAAAUACGGCUCCUUGCGGAGUUUUCUCAGGGAAAGUCGAAAAGUAGGACCAAGCUAUGUGGGUAGUGAUGGCAACAGAAAUUCAAGUUAUUUGGACAAUCCUGAUGAGAGAGCCUUAACAAUGGGAGAUCUGAUAUCAUUUGCAUGGCAGAUAUCCCGAGGAAUGCAGUACCUCGCAGAAAUGAAGCUCGUCCAUCGAGAUUUAGCAGCCAGAAAUGUAUUGGUGGCAGAAGGGCGCAAAAUGAAGAUUUCAGAUUUUGGCCUCUCCCGUGAUGUAUAUGAAGAAGAUUCAUAUGUCAAGAGGAGCAAGGGCCGCAUACCUGUUAAAUGGAUGGCCAUAGAGUCCCUAUUUGAUCAUAUCUAUACAACACAAAGUGAUGUAUGGUCAUUUGGAGUUCUGCUAUGGGAGAUUGUAACUUUGGGAGGCAAUCCCUACCCAGGUAUUGCUCCUGAAAGACUCUUUAACCUCCUAAAAACAGGCUAUAGAAUGGAGAGACCAGAAAACUGCAGUGAAGAAAUGUACAACCUGAUGCUGCGCUGUUGGAAGCAAGAACCGGAUAAAAGACCAACAUUUGCUGAGAUCAGCAAGGAACUAGAGAAAAUGAUGGUGAAGAGUAGGGACUACUUAGAUCUCGCAGCUUCCACACCUUCUGAUUCCUUACUUUAUGAUGAUGGGCUCUCAGAAGAGGAGACACCACUCGUGGACUGUAAUAAUGCUCCCCUCCCUCGAACCCUUCCUUCCACAUGGAUUGAAAACAAACUCUAUGGCAUGUCAUACCCGAACUGGCCUGAGGAGAGCCCCGUUCCACUCACAAGAUUCGAUGGCACUAACUCUGUGUUUUCAAGAUAUGCAAAUGAUAGUGUAUAUGCUAACUGGAUGGUUUCACACUCAGCGGCAAAAUUUAUGGACAAGUUUGAUAGCUAAAAUUUUCUUUGUGAAAGGUAAUGGACUCGUGAGGGGAACCAAGAUGCAAAGAAUGGAAAGUCCAUUGGCUCGUUCUUUGUACAAUCAACUAACUUUUAAAUUGGCAAACCCGUUUAUUGGUAGUUUCUGAAGUGUGUUAUUCAUGCUGAAAACUAUAAUCGGUGAUUUCCCCUUUCAAAAAACAUAUCAAGCUGGAUAAGAGUUGCAGUUCCAGUACUUCUUUCUACAGAUUGCCAUUUUGCAUAUGGUUCCGUUUGGCAACUUCUUACGGCAAAUGGCCUCGCUCUGCAUUUUCGCUGGUUUUUAGACUAACCAUCCCGUGUUCCAGCUUUCUUGGAUGGGAAAAUGUACUUGAACUGCUACUUUUAUAGUGGCUGUUAGCGUACAACCACUUGUUUUAAGCAGAAAGCACAAACAAUAUAUGGAAGGGAGGGGGGAAAUAGGCUCCAAAAUUACUUGAGGUUGCUAUCAAAUGAGAAGUGUUAUGAUAAGUUUGGCACUAAAGAAGGCUGUAUCUUGGUUUGGAAAAAAACAUUAAGUAACUCAAUAGAGGACUUGAGAUUCAACAUUUGAAGUCUUGGAAAAUGUACUGCCUUGUCUUAAUGAGAAGAGAGUUUGUUUUAUUAGUCUUAACUUCUCUUACCUUUAGCACAAUGGAGAUCAAUUUGAUAGAAGAUAAGCUGUAUAGACUGAUGGCAAUCAAGAGUGUUCAUCUGACCCAAUUUACUUUCCAUCACCUACAUCUUACUAAUGUUAAAACGUACAAUCUUGUACAAUCAUAAUUCCUAUUAUGAGUUCAAAAUAGAGUGUAUGGGAUUUUUAGAUUUAAUUCAAGUAAAGAGAUUUUGUUUGCAGUCACGUUCAGUAGGUUGGAGUCCUCCUCUCAGCUCCAAAUUGGAUACACUGCCAUGCAUAGGACACUGCCAUGACAUAACUCCAAAUAAACCUAUUACCUUGGAAGUAAUGAGUAAGCAACACUUGUACUGCAAAAUUGGUCUAAAACUCUACUGUUAAUGAAACUAUACAAGGAAGAUGUCUUUGAAAUUUGUUAAGGUGAAAUAUAACAAUGUUGAGCUUACAACACUGACUGGAUAUUUGGGAGAGCAAUCAGAUUGUAGGCCAUGUGUUCCACGUGGAAGAGUAAAUGAUCAGCACUAUUUUUGUCUUUAUUUGUAAUCCAGUAUGGUUGAAGAUAACUUUUUGUUUGCUACAAAUGUUGGGACAUGAGUCCCGAGUGACUCGUUGUUAGCAUUGUGAUGGUUAUUCUAAAUAAUCCAGUUCUUCUACCAAAGCUUGCUCCUGUCAUAAUUCAAUUUAGCUGUUUUCAGAUGUUGUUUUGUGUAUCAACUUUAUGUUUUCAUUAAAGUCUGUGAUUUCAGAAA
Columba livia (rock pigeon) is the source of this 8120-nucleotide messenger RNA. RefSeq names its product ret proto-oncogene (gene RET). Gene Ontology annotation, biological process: multicellular organism development; protein phosphorylation; cell surface receptor protein tyrosine kinase signaling pathway. Gene Ontology annotation, cellular component: axon; signaling receptor complex; plasma membrane. The record is from RefSeq and is a predicted model, not a curated record. The transcript is spliced from 27 exons. Gene Ontology annotation, molecular function: transmembrane receptor protein tyrosine kinase activity; ATP binding; calcium ion binding. NCBI's taxonomy places the organism in Eukaryota, Metazoa, Chordata, Aves, Columbiformes, Columbidae. Bases 3421 to 6738 code for a protein of 1105 amino acids.